Molecule: messenger RNA, 1574 nt
Organism: Zingiber officinale
Lineage: Eukaryota; Viridiplantae; Streptophyta; Magnoliopsida; Zingiberales; Zingiberaceae
Exons: 1
Coding region: 194-1084 (296 amino acids)
Source: RefSeq, a predicted model, not a curated record
UAUAUCGAGAUCUCUUCGAGAUUGGAAUGUGAGCAGAGAAAGGGAAACAAAUUCGUAGUUUCUUUUUUUUUCUUCUUCGAACAAAAUUGGAUUGUGCUCCUUUUUUGGACUUUUGCUGCUGCGCCUUUAAACCGAUCUCGAGCGCUGCCAGUGAAACAAGUUUAACAGAGUGGAGCUCUUGGUCUUCCUCUCGAUGAGGGAUUUUGUUGGCUGCCUCGCGAACCAAGCGGCGAUGGUCGCAGAGGCCACGUGCUCGGUGAACACGAGCGCGUCGGCCAUGGCGGAGCCCACCGUCCAGGACGCCAUCACUUGCUUCUACCGCACCGUCCUUUCCUCCGGCAAGGAGCUGUUCACCCAAGUCGUUUGGUCCGCCAACCAAGUCGGUGGCGCUUUCCUCUCCGUCACCGUACAGUAUGGAAUUUCACCCUCGAAACCCCACGCCUAUUUGGUGAGGAAAAAGAAGGGCAGGAGGUCCUUCGCUGCUGGCGACUCCGCCAUCAGCCUCCACUGGGAUACCUCUGCCGCCGCCUACGAGUCGGGGCCCGAGCCGAGCAAGGCCUUCUACCUCGCCAUGGUCGCCGACGCUGAGUUCGCGCUGCUGCUGGGCGACAUGUGCGGGCGAUUCAUCGAGCAUUUCGGGGCCACGCACCCGAUCGCGGCGUUUUCGAUGGUGAGCCGGCGAGAGCAGGUGAGCCGGCGGGAGCAGGUGCCCGGCGAAACUCUCUACUCCACCAAAGCGGCGCUAGUCGACGGCGGGAAGGAGCACGAGAUUAUGAUCCGGUGCAAAGGGGAUGAGCUCAACGCCAAGGAGUCGGAGCUGUAUGUAGAGGUCGACAAGAAGGAGGUGGUCAGCGUGCGGAGAUUGAGGUGGAAUUUCAGGGGGAAUCAGGCCAUCUUCGUCGACGGUUCGACGGUGGACGUGAUGUGGGACGUGCACGGAUGGUGGUUCUGCGACUCCUCCCGCUGCGCCAUGUUCACGUUCCGGCGGCGGAGCGCGAUGGAGAGCCGACUGUGGCUGGACGGCGACUUGGAGCAGGGGUUCUCUGCUUUCUCCCUCUUGAUCCAUGUCUUCAAAAACCAAUGAAACGAAUCAAUGUCCAAAGUCGUAAGCUUUUAAGCAGGUACGUGCAUGAUUGCUUGGCAAUCUUCUACAUUGUCCAUGCUCUUUCGCCUUCUUAAACGUUGGUAAAUGGUGAAACAAAUAAUGGGGCAUUCGUCAAUAACUUGAACCAAUUCCUCCCUGUUUUUGCAUAUAUAAUUCUCUGUUUUGGACACUGCCAUGGAUCGAUCGAUGAUCUAAGUUUUGGUGUUUAGCAAGUUACGUAGUUUAGGUAUUGCUGUGUCGAUGAUCUUUUUGGCGCUGAAGAGCAGCAUGAUUUACAUUGAAGGACAUUGGUUGGGCUAAUGCGCACCGCGGAAUGGUGUGUUUGUAGUCGGCACAUUUUUGUGUGCUGCAUGUGCUGGUUUUGGAUGCAUCUUGUUGUCCUGUGAGUUGUAAAACUACACAAAGAGAUUCUCCAGGAGAUGCUUCAUGAAUUGCGUGUGUCUGAAAUGAAUGGGAACAUUCUUAUUCU